Molecule: messenger RNA, 885 nt
Organism: Schizosaccharomyces octosporus yFS286
Lineage: Eukaryota; Fungi; Ascomycota; Schizosaccharomycetes; Schizosaccharomycetales; Schizosaccharomycetaceae
Exons: 1
Coding region: 87-620 (177 amino acids)
Biological process (GO): cristae formation
Cellular component (GO): mitochondrial crista junction; MICOS complex
Source: RefSeq, a predicted model, not a curated record
ACACAACACGUUUUCGUUGCAGUAUACUAAGUGACUAUGCCUGUCUCCGGCAAAGAACCAACAAUUUCCAAAACCAACUUGCAAGUAUGUCGUAUUAUUACCAGGAAGAACAGGUACAAAAUGACCAAGAAUUGAAGAACGAACUUCCUUGGUUGGCGGAUCGUAUUCAUCAUGGUCGUUCGACAGUCUACUGUGCGUUAGGAUUUGCAGGUUUGAAAUUGGAGAACGCUUUUGGAUGGCUGUUGUCCAAAGAACGUGCCACUGUUUCCGUUGCUAAACAAGAAAUAUUCUGUUCCGACGAAAGAAAGCUCCCCGGAAUUGCCUAUGUUGCUGUUGGUGGUAUGGCAGGAAAUAUUUUCGCUAGAAAUAGGAUUGCGCCUGCACGCUGGCUUGUUACUUCAUUAGCUACUGCCGGAACGUUUGUUUAUUGUUUUCCUAAAACUUCUAAAAAGUUUGCGACAUUCACUGAAACUCGUUUCCCUGCUCUACGUGAACGUCGAGAACAACUGUCCCGGCAAACUCGUGAAACCCUUCAAAACACUGAGUCUUCUGUAAGCAGGUACACAUCACUUGCUCAGAUUCAUUAUCAGCAACUCGUUGACCGUAUCUAUAAACGCUAAGCAUUAGGCUUUUAACUACGUGUUGAAGGUUCCUUGCUAAGCGUACAUGGUAUCUGGUAUGAUUAUCGACAUUUACGAUCUAUCCUUUGUCUUUUUCUAUCUUUCUUAUACAUAAUAUUUCCCCUCCUCUUUUUUGCUUUGUGCUUAUGAUUAUAGUUUGGAUGCCUCAAAGCAAUGGUCAAUGUUUUGACAGAGCAGUUUUUAUAUUUUCACAUACAAGAGCCGUAGUAAUAUAAUUUUUUUUUACUUUAUUACGAAUAGAACA